AUGUCAAAAUCAUUAAUUCAAGGUGUAUUAGAUUUAGAUCCUUGGUUAGAACCAUUUUCUCAAUCAUUAAUUAAUCGACAAAUUGAAUUUCAAAAUUGGCAUAAAAAAUUAAUUGAAUCAGAAGGUUCAUUAAUUGAAUUUGCUAAUAGUUAUCAAAAAUAUGGAUUACAUACUUUAUCUAAUGGGAAAAUUCAAAUUAUUCAAUAUAUUCCUAAUGUUGAACAAGUUUCAAUUGUUGGAGAUUUUAAUAAUUGGAAUAAAGAUAAUCAUAAAUUAAACAAAUUAAAUGAAUUUGGUACUUGGGAAUUAACUCUUGAAUCAAAUACUAUUCCUAUUAAUAGUAAAUAUAAAAUUGCUAUGCAAACUAAAACAGGUGAAUGGAUUUAUCGUUUAGAUCCUUGGGUUCAUAGAGCUACAUUUAAUAAACAACAAGCAUUAUAUGAAGGUCAUUUUUGGGAAGAUAAUUAUAAAUUUAAAAAUCCUCGUCCUUCUUCUUCUUCUUCCACCACCACCAAAGAAGGUGGUAUUAAAAUUUAUGAAGCUCAUAUUGGAAUUUCUACACCAGAACCAACAAUUGGUAGUUAUAAAAAUUUCACGGAAAAUAUUUUACCAAUAAUUCAUGAUCUUGGUUAUAAUACUAUUCAAUUAAUGGCAAUUAUGGAACAUGCUUAUUAUGCAUCAUUUGGUUAUCAAGUAACAAGUUUUUUCGCCAUUUCUUCUCGUUAUGGUACUCCUGAUGAAUUAAAAGAAUUAAUUGAUACUGCUCAUGGAAUGGGUAUUCAAGUAUUAUUAGAUAUUGUUCAUUCUCAUAGUUCUAAAAAUGUUGAUGAUGGAUUAAAUAUGUUUAAUGGUACUGAUCAUUAUUUAUUUCAUGGUGGUAAUAAAGGUAAUCAUGAUUUAUGGGAUUCUCGUUUAUUUAAUUAUACAAAUUAUGAAACUUUAAGAUUUUUAUUAUCAAAUUUAAAAUAUUAUAUUGAUGUUUUCCAAUUUGAUGGAUUUAGAUUUGAUGGAGUUACUAGUAUGCUUUAUAAACAUCAUGGUUUAUCAGUUGGAUUUAGUGGAGGUUAUCAUGAAUAUUUUGGUGAUGGAGUAGAUAAUGAAGCAUUAAUUUAUCUUAUGUUAGCUCAUCAAUUAAUGAAAGAAAUUUCUACAAAAGAAGGGUUUUCAUUAACUUCAAUUGCCGAAGAUGUUUCUGGUAUGCCUACUUUAUGUCGUCCAAUAUCUGAUGGAGGAAUUGGUUUUGAUUAUAGAUUAUCAAUGGCUAUCCCUGAUAUGUGGAUUAAAAUUUUAAAACAUUUAACUGAUGAACAAUGGGAUAUUGGUAAUAUUGUUCAUACUUUAACUAAUAGAAGAUAUGGAGAAAAAGUCAUUGCUUAUUGUGAAUCUCAUGAUCAAGCUUUAGUUGGUGAUAAAACUUUAGCAUUUUGGUUAAUGGAUAAAGAAAUGUAUACUAAUAUGUCAGUAUUAUCUCCUUUAACACCAAUUAUUGAUAGAGGUCUUGCUCUUCAUAAAUUAAUUAGAUUAGUCACUUAUGCUCUUGGUGGUGAUGGAUAUCUUAAUUUUGAAGGUAAUGAAUUUGGUCAUCCUGAAUGGUUAGAUUUCCCUCGUCAAGGUAAUGGAGAAUCUUAUCAUUAUGCUCGUCGUCAAUUCAAUUUAAUUAAUGAUGAUCUUCUUCGUUAUAAAUAUUUAUAUCAAUUUGAUAAAAAAAUGUUACAAUUAAAAAUCACUAAUAAAAAAGAAUAUAUUUCUUUAAAACAUGAAAUUGAUAAAAUUUUAAUAUUUGAAAAAGAUCAAUCAAUUUAUAUUUUUAAUUUUAAUCCUACUCAAUCAUUUGUUGAUUAUAAAAUUGGUGUUGAAUUACCUGGGACUUAUAAAAUUAUUUUAGAUUCUGAUGCAAAAGAAUUAGGUGGUCAUGGUAGACUUGAUCAUAAUACUAAAUAUUUCACAUUUAAUGAACCUUGGAAUAAUAGAAGUAAUUCCCUUUUAGUUUAUAUUCCAACUAGAACUGCCAUUGUUUUAGAAAGAAUUGAAUAA
Molecule: messenger RNA, 2034 nt
Organism: Candida dubliniensis CD36
Lineage: Eukaryota; Fungi; Ascomycota; Pichiomycetes; Serinales; Debaryomycetaceae
Gene: GLC3
Product: 1,4-alpha-glucan branching enzyme
Exons: 1
Coding region: 1-2034 (677 amino acids)
Biological process (GO): glycogen biosynthetic process
Cellular component (GO): cytoplasm
Molecular function (GO): hydrolase activity, hydrolyzing O-glycosyl compounds; 1,4-alpha-glucan branching enzyme activity; cation binding
Source: RefSeq, a predicted model, not a curated record